Messenger RNA from Pleurotus ostreatus (oyster mushroom), 3522 nucleotides. It is a transcript of the gene PYC1, whose product is annotated as pyruvate carboxylase. Gene Ontology annotation, biological process: gluconeogenesis; pyruvate metabolic process. Gene Ontology annotation, molecular function: metal ion binding; ATP binding; pyruvate carboxylase activity. Gene Ontology annotation, cellular component: cytoplasm. NCBI's taxonomy places the organism in Eukaryota, Fungi, Basidiomycota, Agaricomycetes, Agaricales, Pleurotaceae. The coding region runs from base 1 to 3522 and encodes 1173 amino acids. The record is from RefSeq and is a predicted model, not a curated record. The transcript has 24 exons.
AUGUCUUCAGAGCAAUCGCUGCAUCCACCGAGGCUGGCGUCCAUCUUCGCCGGGACGCCCAGUGUGCCGGGUACCCCGGUGCACUCAAUCCAGACGAUGAGGAGAAAGGCCGCUGGCCAUAGUGGACCAUUGACAAAGAUCCUCGUCGCUAACCGUGGUGAAAUCGCCAUCCGUGUCUUCAGAACCGCCCAUGAAUUGGCCAUGCACACCGUCGCUAUAUACUCAUUCGAGGAUCGGUUAUCAGCCCAUCGUCAGAAGUCGGAUGAAGCGUAUCAAGUUGGGAAGGGCAUGACUCCGGUAGGAGCAUACCUCGCUCAAGAGGACAUCAUUAGAAUUGCCUUGGAACAUGGUGUAGACAUGAUCCAUCCAGGCUACGGUUUCCUUUCAGAGAACGCAGAAUUCGCUCGUAAAGUCGAGCAAGCUGGUAUUGCAUUCGUAGGACCGUCACCUGAGGUCAUUGAUGGGCUUGGAGACAAGACCAAAGCAAGGACACUUGCCAUGAAGGUCGGCGUUCCAGUUGUCCCUGGUACACCAGGCCCAGUGGAUAGCUACACAGAUGGUGAAUCAUUCAUCAAGGAAUACGGUUUCCCAGUCAUCAUCAAAGCCGCCAUGGGUGGUGGAGGUCGUGGAAUGCGUGUCGUUCGCGCCCAGUCUGACUUCAAGGAUUCCUUCGAACGCGCCGUCUCGGAAGCCAAGUCUGCUUUCGGUGAUGGAACUGUCUUCAUUGAACGCUUCCUCGAGCGCCCCCGUCACAUUGAAGUUCAACUCCUUGCCGAUGCUCAGGGUAACACCAUCCACCUUUUUGAGCGUGAUUGCUCUGUACAGAGACGUCACCAGAAAGUUGUCGAAGUUGCUCCUGCCACACACUUGCCUGAGGAGGUUCGUCAGGCCAUUUUGGCCGACGCAAUCAAGCUCGCAAAGAGCGUUGGCUACAGGAACGCCGGCACUGCUGAGUUCUUGGUCGACCAGAUGGGCAGACACUACUUCAUCGAAAUCAACCCCCGUAUUCAAGUUGAACAUACAAUCACUGAGGAAAUCACUGGCAUUGAUAUCGUAGCCGCUCAGAUCCAGAUUGCCGCUGGUGCGACUCUCCCUCAACUUGGGCUCACACAGGAUGCGAUCACGAAGCGCGGCUUCGCCAUCCAGUGUCGUAUCACCACCGAAGACGCCUCGCAAGGCUUCCAGCCUGAUACCGGCAAAAUCGAGGUCUACCGUAGCGCUGGCGGUAACGGUGUGCGUCUUGAUGCAAGCUCUGGCUUCGCGGGCGCUCAGAUUACUCCCCAUUACGACAGCUUGCUUGUCAAGUGUACCGUAAGUGGAACUACAUAUGAAGUCGCCAGGAGAAAGAUGCUUCGCGCGCUCGUUGAAUUCCGUAUUCGUGGUGUCAAGACCAACAUCCCAUUCUUGUUCCGCUUGUUGACUCACGAUAUCUUCAUUGGUGGCAAAACUUGGACGACAUUCAUUGACGAUACUCCCGAUCUUUUCAAACUCGUUCAAAGUCAAAAUCGCGCCCAGAAACUGCUUGCGUACCUGGGCGAUCUGGCCGUGAAUGGCAGCUCCAUCAAAGGCCAAGUUGGAGAACCAGGUCUCAAGCAAGACAUUGUCAUCCCCAAGCUUUCGAGCCGAGAAGACCCCGCCACACCCAUCGACACCUUGUUACCUUGUGAAGUCGGUUGGCGUAACAUCAUUGUCGAGCAUGGACCAGAGGCCUUCGCGAAGGCUGUUCGCGAAUACCCUGGUACCCUCAUCAUGGACACGACCUGGCGUGAUGCUCAUCAGUCUCUGCUCGCUACACGUAUGCGUACUUUGGACAUGGUCAACAUCGCGAAAGAAACUAGUUACGCUCUCGCCAAUGCCUACAGCAUAGAAUGCUGGGGAGGCGCAACCUUCGAUGUGGCUAUGCGCUUCUUGUAUGAGGACCCAUGGGAACGUCUCCGCACCCUCCGCAAACUUGUUCCAAACAUUCCGUUCCAAGCUCUCGUCCGCGGUGCCAAUGGUGUUGGCUAUACCAGUUACCCCGAUAACGCCAUCUAUGAGUUCUCCAAGAAGGCCGUAGAGAAUGGACUCGAUAUCUUCCGUGUCUUCGAUUCCCUCAACUACUUCGUCAUGAAGAUGAGACUUGGCAUCGAUGCCGCAAAGAAGGCAGGAGGUGUUGUCGAGGCCGUUGUUUGCUACUCCGGUGAUGUGGCCAGCCCCAAGGAAACUAAAUAUACCCUCAAGUACUACCUUGACUUCGUCGAACAAUGUGUUCAGGAAGGCAUCCACGUCCUCGGUGUGAAGGACAUGGCUGGCCUUCUCAAGCCCGAGGCAGCGAAACUACUCAUCGGCGCCAUCCGAGAGAAAUACCCUGAACUUCCUAUCCAUGUCCACUCUCACGACACGGCGGGCAUUGCUACUGCGAGCAUGAUUGCUUGCGCUCUUGCGGGGGCUGAUGUUGUCGAUGUUGCUAUUGAUAGCAUGUCCGGCCUGACUUCUCAACCAUCCAUGGGAGCCGUCUGCAUGGCCUUGGAACAGACAUCGUUGGGAACAGGCAUCCGCUACGAAGAUAUCCAGGCACUGAACAGCUACUGGAGCCAAGUCCGGAUGCUAUACAGUUGCUUCGAAGCCAAUGUCCGAGCAUCAGACUCUAGUGUCUUCGAACACGAAAUGCCGGGAGGUCAAUACACUAACCUCAUGUUCCAAGCCGCCCAACUCGGUCUCGGCACUCAAUGGGAAGUCGUCAAGAAGAAAUACGUCGAGGCCAAUCAGCUUUGCGGCAACAUUGUCAAGGUCACGCCGUCGUCUAAAGUUGUUGGCGACUUUGCCCAAUGGAUGACUUCGAAUUCACUGACGGCUGAACAAGUUCUCGAGCGUGCUGAAAGCCUGGACUUCCCCUCCUCUGUUGUUGAGUUCUUCCAAGGGUACCUUGGCCAACCUGUGGGAGGCUUCCCAGAGCCUCUGCGCUCGCGCAUCAUCCGAAACAAACCUAGAAUAGACGGCCGUCCGGGGGCAACCAUGGCCCCCCUUGACUUCAAGAAGAUCAAGGCAGAACUACGGAGCAAAUUCGGCAAGCACAUUACUGACACAGAUGUGUCCUCGUAUGUGAUGUACCCCAAGGUCUUCGAAGAGUACCAGGCCUUCAUUGAGAAGUACGGAGAUCUCAGCGUCGUUCCCACUCGCUAUUUCUUGGGUCGCCCCGAUGUUGGCGAGGAGAUGCACAUUUCGAUUGAAUCUGGAAAGACAUUGAUCAUCCGUCUCAUGGCUGUGGGUCCUGUCGUUGAAGGGCGUGCGCAACGUGAUGUUUGGUUCGAAGUCAACGGAGAGGUCCGUGCGGUUUCCGUGGAGGACAAAAACUCAGCGGUCGAGACUGUUUCGCGCGAGAAGGCCACCAAUGAUCCCGGCUCAGUGGGCGCCCCUAUGUCUGGUGUUGUCGUCGAGGUGAGAGUUAAGGAAGGGCAGGAGAUCAAGAAGGGCGAUCCUCUAUGUGUGCUGAGCGCCAUGAAGGCAAGUCCAGAGAUCGAUUUCGCCUGUGCUCCUGAUUGA